This is a messenger RNA of Drosophila busckii, 1997 nucleotides long. RefSeq lists its product as uncharacterized. The transcript is spliced from 3 exons. The record is from RefSeq and is a predicted model, not a curated record. The coding region runs from base 1 to 1974 and encodes 657 amino acids. NCBI's taxonomy places the organism in Eukaryota, Metazoa, Arthropoda, Insecta, Diptera, Drosophilidae.
AUGAGUGCCGGUUUGGAUUGCCCUUGGUUGCGCGCGGGUCUGCAGCCCACCACACAGCCACUGCCCAAGCCGCGCAAGAUUGUCCAGCUGCCAGUGGCCACCUUGGAUAUGGACGAUGAGAGCCCAACGAUGAAUGCAGCGCCACCAGUGACGCCUUCCAUAAGCAUUUUUAGGCGCUCCAAAACGACGUUGGAUAGUCCGCUGAGCAAUGGAUGCAGCGGCGGUGGAGGCAGUGGAGGCGGCGGCGGCGGUGGCGGUAGCUAUCUCAGCGGGAAGACUGUGGAGAUUAAAAAUAAUCUUAAGAAUGCCGCCGAGCGUCUAUUCUCCGAGAUCAUCAUAAGCCAAUCGCAGAAGCAAGCAGCAGCGGACACCACAAUUAUAACCAAGCAUGAGCGCGCCAUACAGCAUCAGGCGCUGCUGGAGCAGGAGCUGGCACAGCAGCAACAUCAUCGCCAGCAAUUGGAGCGUGCGCGUGCCCGUGCGCGUCCUUCUCCAGCUGAGCAGGUGACCAUACAAGCGGCGGGGAAUUGCACGCGGAUCAACAUCAAACCGGUUUCGGUGAGCGCUGGGAACACGCCGGAGAAGAAGCAUGCCUUUCAUGAGCUGCUCAUCUCAGAGCUGGCGGCCAUGCGCAAUCGCUCCUGCUCGCUGGAGCAGCUGCCCACCAGCAAGUCCCUGGCGACGCCCAGCAAGACUUUAACGCGUCAGCGCUACAACUCGAUUGAUGAUGCUGACACCGAGGAUGUGGAUGCGGAUAAUGUGGAGGAUGCAGAUGGUGAUGGUGAUGAGGAGGACACCCUGACUUAUGCCAUCAACAAAACGCUUAAGGAGCACAGCAAUGCGAAUGGCAGCAGCACGCCACGCAAGCGUUGCCCCUCGGGCUGCUCCUCGGACUCCUCGCCCUACGGCACGGAGCGCUCGCAGCGCAUACGCACCUCGGACUGGAUCGAGGUGGGCGACAACGGCAAGCAGGUCACGCUGACCAGCUGUCACAUCAGUCUCGAGGACUCGGGCAUGGAGGAUGAGGAGCGUCUUGACGAUAUGUCCUCCUCGGGCGUGGGCGACAGCUGGGACAGCGUCAAGGAGGCCGAGCACGAGAAGCGUUCACGCAACGUCAACGUCAAGCGCGGAAUGUCUUUGAGCGGUCUACCGCCUUUGCCAAAAUCUCUGAGCGGCUUCAACAAACUGCUUGGCUCCGAUUCGGGUUUGCUGAGCGAUGUGGAGGCGCAGCAGGAGCUGGAGAGCAACAACGACAACAACAACAAGGAGAACGACAGCGGCAACAAGUUAGCAAGCCAAAAAGUUAGUGAUAACAAAAGCAAUAACAACAACAACAGCAGCAGCAGCAACAACAAGAAUAGCAACAGUAGCAACAGCAAUCAGCAGGCAUUGAAAGACAGCAGCAACAAUAAUGCAAACGAUAAAUUAGCAGAGUCAGCAAUCACAGAAACAGCAGCAGCAACAACAACAACAGCAGCAGCAACAAUCGGCAAUGCAGCUGAAAUUGAAAACAAGACGACCACAGCAACAGGCUCACCUACUAAAGUCCAUAUCGGAGGUAGCACUUUGGACUCCCAGAUUGCAACGCUGCGUAAAGAAAUGCACGGGCUGCGUCAAUUGGAUCUCUCGUUGCUGUCACAGUUGUGGGCGCUUAAUGACUCCAUACAGGAGUUUCGCACCAUGAUCGAGGAAGACGAAGAGGAUGACGACGAGGCUGAAUUGGAUGAGCAGGGUAAUCGCAGGCACUCACCCACGCCCUCUUCCUACGAUUCGGUUAGUUCCGAAGGUGGCGCCGAUGCGGAUCUUGUAAAAGCAAAGCGUCUGGGUACUAUACCAAAGGUUAUAACAACGCAGCCCAAGCAACAGCAGCAACCAUUGAAGCCGGUGCCAAGAAUGCGCAGUGCACCACCGCCACCACCCGCUGCGUUAAUGUGCGCCUCGCGUAAGGCGGCGGCACCGCCACGACCCACAUGAUGUUACCUAACCGACUUCCUCGC